Colletotrichum godetiae is the source of this 1002-nucleotide messenger RNA. RefSeq lists its product as uncharacterized. Lineage: Eukaryota; Fungi; Ascomycota; Sordariomycetes; Glomerellales; Glomerellaceae. The record is from RefSeq and is a predicted model, not a curated record. The annotation marks the transcript as partial. The transcript is spliced from 2 exons.
UUUGUCGACUGGGAGUUGUGGCAGCAGAUGACUUUCGUCCUGGCUUGUGCCAUUGGCGUCGUCUUCAUCAUAGGCUUCGUGAAGCUAUGGUGGUCAAACCGAUACAUGGCCAAGCUCGAAAUCAUUGACGCGGAGAAGAGGGCACAUGCCUCAGAGAUGGAGUCAACCGGCCUGCCGCCCCCACGCAAGCAAUCCGAAAUCCCCUUUGGCGUCCGUGCCAUCCAGUCCGGCAUCGAAGUCGACGGUAUCUGGAUCUCCCGCCCCAACACGCCUGCCACCGACUCCCCUCCCAACUCAGCCAAGGGCAAGGGCAAGUACGUCUCCGUCGGUCCCAUCUCGCCCGCCUCAACAAACUCAUCAGACCCCUUUGGCUCUCCGCCUUCGUCUCGCAACGGUGGCGUCACGGUUGGUCCUCAGACAUACCGUCCAAAGUCCUUCUCCCAGAACGCCGUCGCGAGCCGCGCCGACGCGCUGAGCCAGCUCGAGGGCAACCCGAAUCCGCAAAACGCACCCUCCUACAGCACCUACCAACCCCGUGGCACCGGUCACGGCGUCGCCCCCUCCGAGGCCUACUCGGACGAGGCCACCAGCCCCGUCAGCCCCGUCGACCGCGGCAACGCCGGUAUCAGCAGCGAGAACUACAACGGAAUCGACGUCCGCGUUCCCAUCCGGGCCUCGCCCGUCGUCAACCGCCAGCUCAACAAGGUCCGCAACGUCACCGGCGCUGGUCCCGCCCAGCAACCCACGACCGGCGGCGGCGUUCGUUCCUUCAGCGGUAGCUUGCAGAUGCCCAAGAACGGCAAGGGAACGUACUCUACCGUGCCACAGGGCUCACCUGGCGGGGAUUUCACUGAUCCCUUUGCUACGCCUGUGACUACCCCUGGUGCCGACCAGGCGCUGCUUCCUUCCCAGCAGCAGCAGCAGGGAAACCACGUCAAGUUUGCGAAUGUUGAGUACAUUUCUAGCCAGCGCUACACCAGCGACGGCAGCAGUGGGAGCAGC